Messenger RNA from Linderina pennispora, 736 nucleotides. RefSeq lists its product as uncharacterized. NCBI's taxonomy places the organism in Eukaryota, Fungi, Kickxellomycota, Kickxellomycetes, Kickxellales, Kickxellaceae. The record is from RefSeq and is a predicted model, not a curated record. The transcript has 3 exons. Bases 312 to 467 code for a protein of 51 amino acids.
UGCUGGACAAGAGACGGUUAGUAGCACUAAAUCAGGUGGCAUUUAUGAGUUCUAGCAGCAGCCGACCUAAGGUUUCCACGGACAAUAUCACGCUUUUACUCUGCACCUUCCACCAUACACUGGUGAUUAAGCUCAGCGACGGCCUCGAUAUUGACUUCACCAUCCUUUACCCGCAGACUGUCAGUGUCCUGAAAAUCCCUGCACUGGAAUCUACACGCGAGGAGAUUCUCCACCUAAUUGGGACUCUGCCACUCGUCAAAGUACUUGCCGUGGCUUGUCGCCGACAUACUCCUCCGAGAGAUGGAACCAGUAUGCAAAGAGAAGCCAGAUAUCGAAGAGAUCUAGUUGUGUCUUCAGUGGGCAUCGGCUGGCUCAUUAAUCAUGGUUGUCAAACUAUAGCCUGUGAGGAUAUAGCAGCUGCCACUGCCUGGAACAACCAGGUGGAGGCGUGCAAGCUGCCUGUCUGAUGGUCAUUCUGGUGCUACGUUGUCCCUCAAUCCACAUAUUUCUAUCUUUUUUCAGUAAAAAUUUCGCCACGCCCCGCUCUGAGCUCAUGGGCAACAGCAUAUUCGCUGGGUUUGUCCCUCGUUUGAGCACCGCCCGCCCCUAGGCUUUCUUGAGAUGCUUCAUUUACUCAUUUUCAUCGGCAAUAUAUUUCUUCAGAAAGCUUCAUAGCAUAUAUCCAACCAAGCAUUCAGUCAAGCAAAUAGGAAAUGCUAUCUACUCUGUUUUAGCG